Messenger RNA from Triticum aestivum (bread wheat), 1542 nucleotides. Its product is annotated as zinc finger protein 1-like. Gene Ontology annotation, cellular component: nucleus. The transcript has a single exon. Gene Ontology annotation, molecular function: transcription cis-regulatory region binding; DNA-binding transcription factor activity. Gene Ontology annotation, biological process: regulation of DNA-templated transcription. Bases 109 to 768 code for a protein of 219 amino acids. Lineage: Eukaryota; Viridiplantae; Streptophyta; Magnoliopsida; Poales; Poaceae. The record is from RefSeq and is a predicted model, not a curated record.
UCCAUCACACACUUCCAGUAGCUAACUACUGCCCACCACUCUUCCUUCGUGCCAGAGAGAAUCAGCAAGCCACGUUCUUGCGUGUGUUGGAUCGGCGUACGUGCGUGCAUGGCGGUGGACGCGGUUCGCGACGUGUCGGCGAUGCCAUCGCCGGCGGUGAGCGAGGAGGAGGAGGGGCAGCUGCGGUGCGACGAGGGGUGGGGCAAGCGGAGGCGCCCGAGGCGCCAGCGGCAGCGCGCGCCCAGCGAGGAGGAGCACCUCGCGCUCAGCCUCCUCAUGCUGGCGCGCGGUCACCGCGACCGGCACCUGCUUGGGCCGUCCGAGCCGGCGCAGGAGCACUGGUGCUCCGUGUGCGGCAAGGGGUUCCCGUCCUAUCAGGCCCUCGGCGGGCACAAGGCGAGCCACCGCCCGAAGCCGGCGCCCGCCGGCGCGGACGAGCCCGCUGCCACGGCGGCGGCGUCGUCAACGACGUCCAGCGGCGCGGGCGGAGGUGGCAAGGUGCACGAGUGCUCCGUGUGCAAGAAGACCUUCCCAACCGGGCAGGCGCUGGGCGGGCACAAGCGGUGCCACUACGAGGGCCCCAUCGGCGCCUCCGCGGUCGCGAGCCGAGGGUUCGACCUGAACCUGCCGGCGCUGCCGGACAUCGUCACCGAGCGCGAGCGGUGCAUGCCGGCGCCGGCCGACGAGGAGGAGGUGCUCAGCCCGCUGGCGUUCAAGAAGCCGAGGCUAAUGAUCCCGGUGUGCGCCGCUAGACGCUACUACCAGUAGCUUUGUCAAACUACUAGUCCGAACUUCCGAAUUCAAUCUUAGCCAACAAAACAUCUCGAUCAGGAAGUAACACUAGCAGUGUUGGCAGUCUCUAGAAUCGAUCAUUGGCCGGCCGUCGGCAUCGUGAAGGAUAUGAACGCAGCGUGCGCGGACCGGGAAAGUGGCAGUUCAGCGACAACGCACGUACCGGGCGGCAGGUGCAAGGGGAAUGUCGAUGGAAGAGACGGAAACCUGAACUGUUUCCACUGAAAAAGAUACGAAGAAAUAGACAGCGGAAGGUGCCACCACAACGGUGCAGCAUGGAACAUUUUUCUAGAGGGCGGCGACGAUCGAUUAUUCGAUGAAAGUCGUGGUACAUCAUGGCCGGGAUGAGCUUAAGUAAGAUGGAUCACAUGCGGAGUCCAGGUCCUCCCGUAUGUCCGGUGCAACUUUGCCAUGUUCGAGGAUUGAAAAUCAAGCUGAUAGCUCAAGUUGGGCGGCCUUGUAUUUCAAACGGGUCAUUCAGCAAUUCAAGAGAUCUGGGGCAUCAAGCCUACAUGAGCAAGGAUUCCCUAGAUUCGAGGCUGUUUUCUGCAAGAUGCAUCGUUUUUUUUUCGAAACGAAGCCUCUUGGCACUUUAUUGCAAAUUUGGGAGUGUUACAUCAUUGAGUACAUGAGGUAAUAGAAAAUUAGGCGGAACAUCAUCCCACUAAAUCAUUUCUUUUGAGUCAUAAGCAUGUCUCGCUAAAACACGUGCCAACUUAUUUGCUUCCCUGGGGCAAUGACAGAAGUGAA